This is a messenger RNA of Phytophthora sojae, 2301 nucleotides long. RefSeq lists its product as hypothetical. Gene Ontology annotation, cellular component: nucleus; cytoplasm; chromosome. NCBI's taxonomy places the organism in Eukaryota, Oomycota, Peronosporomycetes, Peronosporales, Peronosporaceae. The coding region runs from base 1 to 2301 and encodes 766 amino acids. Gene Ontology annotation, biological process: double-strand break repair via homologous recombination; superoxide metabolic process. Gene Ontology annotation, molecular function: nucleic acid binding; ATP binding; metal ion binding. The transcript has 8 exons. The record is from RefSeq and is a predicted model, not a curated record.
AUGGUCCGUGUCAUUGCCGGUAGCUUCGCUUUCGCCGCAGCGCUCGCUGGUGCCGCCGCCCACAGCCCCGCGUACAUCUACAAGUUCGAUGCUGCGGACACUGCGGGCGUAGACGGCGCCAUCCAUGUCAAGUACGCGGGCGAAGACUCGACAACCGCCACCAUCACGGCGGAGCUCGACUUCUCCAGCGUGGACCAAUCUGCGAUCCAGGCCUUCGACGGCAACUGCACGGAGGCCGUGACGAGCUACAAGUGGCACAUCCACACCAACUACGCGGCCGACCCGCUGGUGUGCGAGAAGGGGGAUCUCUCGGGCAAGUUCGGCGCGUUCAGUCUCGGUGAGUAUGCCGCUGUGUCUGAGGAGUGGACCGACGAGCACUUCCCGCUGCCGUCCGAGAGUUCGCCUACUUGGAGCGUCGUGCUGCACGCUGUGUGUGGCACUCAAACUCCGCGCAUCGCUUGCGCUGUGAUUCAGGAGGUGGCGCUUGAAUACGAAGAGGGAAGUGCAAGCGAGCACGAGGACGCGAGCAAGGAAGACGACGGAUCUGGAGAGCAGCAGGAGGAGCACCAUGACGACUACGCAGAGGAGGAAACCGAGCAGCAGGAGGAGGAGCACCAAGAUGGCUACGCAGAGGGAGAAACUGAGCAACAAACCACUGACGGCUACACGGAUGAGCACGAGGAAGAGCAGACCGGUGAAUACGAGCACACGGGCGAAUCUUUGCUGCUUCGCCGCACCCGCGCUGCGCCUCGAUCCGCCCUUGCGCGCGCCUUCGCCACUAGUGAACACGCUCUGGAUGCGGCGUAUCGACAGCUGCUGGAGUUGGACGCGUCCGACGCUCUGACGGUCACAGACGCGCAGUCCACCGCGGUCAACAUGGCUACACGAGGGUACUCGGUCUUCCUGCACCUGCCCACAGGUGCAGGCAAGAGUUUGGCCUUCCAGGCGCCCGCCCUGGUGACCGCAGCAGACCAAACAACACUCGUCGUGUCUCCACUCAUUGCGCUCAUGCACGACCAAGUUGCAGCGUUGAAACGCAAAGGGGUCAAGGCCAUUCAAGUUUCCGGCGACGAGAGGAACAAGGCCGUGCCCUUGACGCAACUUUUGGACGGCCAGAGGCUCGUGUACACGACGCCGGAGUUUUUGCAGAUGAACGCGGAGAUGAGGCGGUGGGUGCGUGCAGCGAGGAAAGAAGCUCGACUCGCGCGGAUCGUGCUGGACGAAGCUCACUGCGUGCUGGAGUGGGGGAACACGUUCCGCCCCGCGUACUUGGAGCUGUGCCACUGGAAGACUCAGCAUCUGAGCGACGUACCGGUCACAUUGGCGACGGCGUCGGUAUCGGACGAAGACAUUGAGCGGUUGGCGGAGCUGUUCAACUUGACGCUGGUGACGGACCGUGAAAACCUGAGGAUGGAGGUGGUGAGGAAGACGUCGAAGGCUGCCGAGUACAUUGCCAAGAGGGUCGGCAAGGAGACGACGAUCGUGUAUUGCAUGACGCGGAAGGAGGCGGAGGACGCGUGCUUGGCUCUAGUUCGGGUCGGGUGCCAUGCCGGUGUCUACCACGGUGGGUUGCCCCGCAAACGCCGCGAGUUUGUGCGCAAGCAGUGGAUGAUGGGACAAUUGACCAUCAUUUGUGCCACCAGCGCCUUUGGGAUGGGCAUCGACCGCUCGGACGUGCGCUUCGUGGUGCACCAUUCCACCCCGCUGUCUCUCUCGGCUUACUCGCAGCAGAUUGGGCGAAGCGGGCGGGACGGGAAGCCUGCAGUGUGUGUUUUGCUGUAUUCGGAAGCAGACAAGAGCCGAGCUGAUGCCCUCACGACAGAAAGACUCGACUUGGACGGCACAGGAGCGGGUGCAAUGUCUAACGGGAGCUCUCGAGGCGAACUGGAGGACGUCGCUGCCUUCUGCAAAACGACCACAGGUUGUCGAAAAGAGCUCCUGUACGCGCACUUCGGCUUCCGCUUCGACACGUCUCGAUGCGUUCGGAAUUGCAACUGCGGCGUGCCACUUGAAGCUGCCUCUGAUUCCUGGCAUGACGAAGAGGUGGAAUUGGAGAAGGCGCCGAGUGGAAUGAAGGCUGAGGAGGAAGAUGCGAUUCCCAAGGGCACUAUCGAGUACCAGUACCAAAAGAUUCUGGCCGAGUCCAAGCGGCUGAAACUUCCCAAGCGAGAAGCGCUCUCGCGUCGACUUGUCCGGGAUGUGCUUGAGGCAGAGCCGGCAUCAGAAGAAGAGAUGGCAAGUAUGCGAGGAAUUGGUCCAGCCAAGGCCGAGAGAUACUUCCGAUUGUUUCGAUUCAACUGA